Molecule: messenger RNA, 2166 nt
Organism: Sinocyclocheilus grahami
Lineage: Eukaryota; Metazoa; Chordata; Actinopteri; Cypriniformes; Cyprinidae
Product: bridging integrator 3-like
Exons: 7
Coding region: 1-732 (243 amino acids)
Biological process (GO): endocytosis; plasma membrane tubulation; actin cortical patch localization
Cellular component (GO): cytoplasm; actin cytoskeleton
Molecular function (GO): lipid binding; protein binding
Source: RefSeq, a predicted model, not a curated record
AUGAACAGCUCCCCCAUCAGCGGUGCAAACACACGCUCGUGUGAGCAUGAGUCAGAUGCAGUAGUGCGGUUGGAAGAACAGACAAAGAAGCUGCAUAAAGACAUGAAGAAAAGCACAGAGGCUGAUUUAGCAAUGUCUAAAGCAGCAGUGAAGAUCUCAGGGGACUUGUUGAGCAAUCCUUUGUGUGAGCAGGAUCUGGCUUUCCUUGAAUCCAUGACUGCUUUGGAUACAGCCAUGAAGAGAAUGGAUGCGUUCAAUCAGGAGAAGGUCAAUCAGAUUCAGAAGACCGUGAUCGACCCUUUGAAAAAGUACAGCAGUGUGUUUCCCAGUCUGAACAUGGCGGUAAAACGCAGGGAACAGGCUCUUCAAGAUUAUAAGAGACUCCAGUCUAAAGUGGAGAAAUAUGAAGAAAAAGAGAAGACGGGGCCCAUCAUGGUUAAACUCCAUCAGGCCAGGGAAGAACUGAAGCCCGUCAGAGAAGACUUUGAAGCCAAGAACAACCAGCUAUUGGACGAGUUGCCCAAGUUCUACAACAGCCGCAUCGACUACUUUCAGCCCAGCUUUGAGGCUCUGAUACGAGCUCAGGUGGCCUAUUUUACCGAGACGCACAAUAUCUUCACUGAACUGACGGAUCAGAUUGACCAGGGCGCUCUGACAGAUGAACAGCGAAAGCAAGAGAACGAGGCCAAACUGAACGAGUUGCGCGCGCUGUCCAUCGUGGCCGACGACUGAGACACAAAACGUCUUACUCCGUUUUAAUGAAGUCACGUCAACAUUUAUUUAUUCGUUUUUUUGUUGAUAAUGUAGAAGUCUUGUUUUGUAUAUCUUUGACAGAUGAAGCCAUCAGAAAACACUAAUGAUACUGUAAAACGUUUUAAACGUGUUCAGAUUCUCAUAUAAGCAUGUAAUUUCGUUUCGUUUGUUACUUUUUGCUAAUCAAACCUUCCCGUGUUUAAUUUUUCUGUUCUUGUCAGUUCUUUUUGUCAUUACGGUCACUACAACUGACCAACGAUUGCAUUUCUAACAGAUCAUUUACAUGUUAAUCUUAAAGCUUUCCCAUUCACCAGAGGCCAAAUUCAUAUUCAAGUUAUAAUAUGCUAAAACUUCGUUUUCUAUACACAAUGAACAUUUCAUUUGCUGUCGGUAGUUCAAACACUACAAUAGUAUGUUCUUCAGCUUUUUAAAAGUAUCUUCAGAAAAGAAUGUAACGCGAAUAGUGCAGAGAAUUGUUGAUGAUUGAUAUCUUGGAAAUAUGUUACAGUACAGUCCGUUAACAGAAAUCAUGUUAGCCUUAGUUUCUAGAGACCAGCGCUGAUUUGGAUUCUGUGAUGUACUACAUGCAUUUAAAUGAUACUCUGCCUCCCUCUACUGACACACGUGAAACAUGUAUUCUUUUUUAUCUGACCUGUGUUUGUGUUCACUGUGUUUGUAAUGAAGGAAAGACCGGUUUAUUUACCAGUAGUCUUACAGCCAUAUUACACAAGGGACGAUUUUUUAAGCCACACAUUUUCAUCUCAAUGUCAACAUUGUGAAGAGCAUCAGUUGCUGACAAUCACUAGUGUUUUGAAACUGGAAGAGCCUCGAUUGUACAGAUUAUUGGUUGAGUUUGACUAUAUUUCAAUUGGAUUAUUAAUGUGCCUUGUUAGAUAUUAACCUGAAUUCAGUGCAAGUCUACCAAGAAACUGAAUGUAAGCAUUACACAGUGUUUUCACAUUCCUGCUUUGCUUCUGAAAUAAUCUAAAACAUUGUUUCUAAGACUCUGGACCACAGCCUUAUGAUUUCCAAAAAUGUGUGCAUUAUGCAUCUUUCAAUUUCUCAAAUAGUUUUCCUUUAAACAAACUGUUUGCGGUUGUUUGUCAAACAUUCUUACAGUAAAUUGGUUGUGGACGUUCACCGUUUGUCUCCUGAUUUUAUGAUGUUGCAGUCUGGGCAGGAUUGGGAUUCACUUGGGAAUGAACCAGUUAAGUAUUUUUGUAAGCAACAGCUCAGCGCACUAAAGCACAAAGUUUCCUGAGUGACAUCCACGUGAAAUGAUCAGAUCUGCAGUUCAAACAACAACUGUGAUUUUAUAGAUUGUGUCCGUUAGAGCUGUGAUUGGUAUACAAAGGAAAAUCUGUAAUAAGGCAUUGUCUUUAUUCUUCUGUCAAUAAAAUGAAGUAAAAUACA